This is a messenger RNA of Halichondria panicea, 2999 nucleotides long. RefSeq lists its product as uncharacterized. The record is from RefSeq and is a predicted model, not a curated record. Bases 1383 to 2780 code for a protein of 465 amino acids. The transcript has 8 exons. NCBI's taxonomy places the organism in Eukaryota, Metazoa, Porifera, Demospongiae, Suberitida, Halichondriidae. Gene Ontology annotation, molecular function: protein binding.
CUGAUGCAAGUACAACAAUAUAUAAUUAUUUCAGUUGUAUACUUACAUGGCUUACAACGCAUGCAUGUUCAAAUUUGUGUCUCCCUUCCCGUACACACCCCCUGCGUGGGCGAAUUUUCCCCCAUCAUUUUUAACCACCUCUCAAAAUUCCUGGGCAGAACCCUGUACUAUUGUUCUCAGCUUAUAAGAAUAAUAAUUACGAGGAUAAAAUACAAAUAAUUUAGUACAUUAAUUCUCACCUGUAGCGUAGCUUGCAUCAUAGCUGGACAACUCAGUGUCAUACUUGGCCACGUUUAUGAUUUUAGGGCAUAUUCUGUCUCCCAUAUUUUCGUAUACUUCUCUUUUAUAUAAUUAUAGUAGCUCCUUCACACUCUUUGACGAUCUGCAUGAAUUGUAUUGUAUAACAUCAUAAGAUCUGCUCUCUAUCUCAUCCGCUUCCUUUAGAGGAGGGUAUGUGCUUAGCACAGAUUGUAGAGUUAGGGGGCCCUCACCCGGCCAUGGUGUUAGCUCUUCUGAAAGUGAUGGUUCUUCAUAUAAGCUUAUCGGUGGCCUGCAGUUUUACAUUUUACUAUUUUGUCAUUUCAGUAGCACACGUAGGUAUGUCAUAGGAACCAGGUCACAUUUUAUUCCUGUAGAUCCCUUAAAUAUAUAGGACGUUUAACAUACCCCCGUAUGAGGCUAUAAUUAUAUAGUUACUGUAGUCUGUAGCAAUGUUUAAUUGCGUUACAAUGCCAGGUAAUAUAAAUUACUUGUCUGUUUGUUGGCUUCCCAUGUUUGUAGUUGUGAUGGGCAAGCCUCCUAUGGAGGUGCCGUGUGAAGGCAUGUCUGUGUUCAUUUGUAUAUUUGUAUACAGGAGAAAAUAUAAUAUGCCUAUCUUCCAUUACCCAAGUCUUGCCAUAUUCAAAUGAUGUGCAUAGUGCGUAAAGUGCAGUAUUUUCUAAACUGACCUUUACCAAUAUGCAGUGAGUACAUGAUUGUAUUACAAGAGUUUGUACUGUGUGGGCAGAUCAAAGGGAAUGCGGAAAUACAACACGUGAUGUGUUGACGCCAUCGUGCUUCAGUACCGUGAAAUAUGAGCCAUAAAUGUAGUGAACAUUAUUACUCUGUGUGUGCGCAGCAGGUGUAGAGUGAUUGGUUUGUGUGUGUGUGUGUGGAGACAACAAGCUGUUUGAGCGAAUACAAGUUCACUUUCGAAACAAGUACAAUGUCUUAGGUCUCCAUAAUUGAGAGUAGUAUUAUUACAAUUAUGAUGCACCAGUAAUGUGUACGACCCUACACAUGGCAUAGGGAGAUACCCUUUAUUUAAAGAAAGAUAAAUUACUUAUUAGGUAUUGACUUCAUUUCAAGCUAGCUGUGAAGCUGUGACCAGAGUUGUCUAAAUAAUGGACACAAGAUUUGUUUUAUUUUUAGUUGCGCUCUUAAGCUGGACAUCGGCUCAGCAACCGGUUCUGUACUGUCCUGGUCCUGCAACUAUCAACUGUUCAACUGUAACACCAACCGUUUGGGAUGGGACGGCUUUUAAUGGACGGUGUCCCCUCAAUGGGAUCUCUUUUCAAGAUAUUAACAAUAACAGUAUUGGUGAAUCCUCGUCUUGUAGAGAACUGAAUGUGACUAUCACCAAUGUAGUCACAACCAUUGACGUUGGUAGCACUGUAGUGAAUGUUGACUCAUCACUGUCUUUCAGUGCCCAACCAUCUCUCAGUGGAUUAACUGUUGUCUGUAGAAGUGGGUCCAAUGCUGCUGUGAACUCUAUGCUAUUGAUUCCAGAUCCUACUCAGGCUGUGUCUGUGAGUCAGGACUCUUUGACAGCUGUGACAGUGACUUUAACAGGCGGAGACAGUCGCUGUAUAUCACUGUACUUUGUGGUGAUCACUGAGAUAGGCAGCAGCGACUCACCCGCUAUUAUAAGCAGCUUUUCUCCUUCCAUUAGUGUGACUGGUCUGGACUUGUGUGGGAACCGCUACUCUGUUGUCGGCUUUGUUCAAGCUCCCUCAGGCGUACAAGGGGGAAGAAGUACACCACAAAUGAUAAGUUUGGAAGCGGUUACAAAUGUGAAAGCCAACAGAACUACAUGUACUUUGUCUUGGACACAGCCGGCAAACACUGCUUCAGAUGGCUGCAACUCUGGCUAUAUCAUAUCCUGGACUGAAGGAGAAGAUAGUACAGUCGGUUCUAGCACUUCAGUCCUGGUGUCAAAUCUACACAACUUCCCUUUCUGUCAAAGUCAAACUCUAACAGUGACGCCCAAUACACCAUCUGGUCGUCUCACUGUGGGUACCAGUUUGCAGAAUGUGAUAUUUGAGCACCCAGAUUUUGCUGCUCCUGUAGUAUCAGUCUUUUUCACUCUCCAGUCAGAUAAUGUGGUGAUUAACAUCAACUGGCAGGAUAUCUCUUUAGAAGCAGUUCCAUUGAGAAUGUUUGGGUUCAGUAAGAUCGGGGAGGGUGUGUGUAACCCUCAGUUUAGUGCAACUGGUUCAUCGAUGACCCAGUCAAUACCAGGAGCUCAGUCUGGUGACAGGUACACUAUCUGUGUGGUGUUUAUCAACAACGAGUGCAUGAAUCGUACAGAUGACACUAUCAGAGUUCCGGUGCAACUGCUCACCAAUCCACAGCUAUCUGUUGGUGAUAGUUCUGUCUCAAUAGUGGUCAGUGUAUCUCCCUCUCCCCCCAUGAGUCUUGACUCCCUGUCCAUACUCGCAGCUAUUGAUCCCCCUCAUGGUAGUGCUGUGUUGGCAAACUACCCUACAUCAUCUCAGUACAUGGUGAUUUCGAUAGUCUGACCUCUGGAACAAUGUACACUUACGACAUCAGGGUGGUACUCAGGAAUGAUAAUACUAGUACUACCACUAUUGGUCUGCCGGUAACUGGAUCCUUCACGGUUCCAGCAUGUGGCACAGUUUGUGUAACCGUGGUUAUUGUAGUCUGUGUACUGCUAGUGGUUGCUGUUCUUAGCCUAGCUGGAGGCUUCGGUGCUUACAAGUACAAAAACAGAUCUAAAG